AUGGCAGGUGUGAUGAAGGGAAAAGCAUGGGGCCUGGGGGUAUUGAUGAUGGUGGUGGUGUUGGGUGUGUGGGAGGUGAGGAUGGCAAGUGCAGCAGUGAGUGCUGCCAAGUGUAAGGAGGAGAGGAGGCUUGGGAUUAAUGCAUGCAAAGCAGUUGUCUACGGCAAGAGUCCGACGCCAGCGUGUUGCCAUAGGAUGAGGGUCACACACCUGGGGUGCGUGUGCUCUGUGAUUACACCUAAGUUGGCUGCCCUUGUGGAUGUCAACCGAAUGAUAGAGCUUGUUAAAGGUUGUGGAAGGAAGCUCCCUCGGCACUACAAGUGUGGGAGUAUCACCUUUCCAUAAAAAUGAAUCAAUUUCAGAACGAGGAGAUUGAGUUGCUGUUUGGACUACUGUGUGUUAUGGAGUCUACUAAACGCAUUGUUCCAGUAGAGUGAGCCACUGCCCUUUCAGAGUCAUUCAUCAUUCUGAAUCCUAUUUUGCAAUAAAUUUGAUUAAUCUUGUAAUAAUGAGACUUAUAUAUGGAAAUUCUGAACAUGAAGCACAACAACCCAAAUCAUUUGUCUGUUACUGUUUAUUAAUUAUCAAAGGAAAGUAAUGAAAAUGGUUUUGUUUUGCGUAA
This is a messenger RNA of Vitis riparia (riverbank grape), 622 nucleotides long. RefSeq lists its product as uncharacterized. The transcript is spliced from 2 exons. The record is from RefSeq and is a predicted model, not a curated record. NCBI's taxonomy places the organism in Eukaryota, Viridiplantae, Streptophyta, Magnoliopsida, Vitales, Vitaceae. The coding region runs from base 1 to 345 and encodes 114 amino acids.